UGGAUGGUAUGUUAUAAACUUGGUGGAAAGUAUGAAUGUUCUACGUUAAACCUCAAUAAUAUUGGAACAUUACUACAUCAGCUCUUGAAGGAGAACUUUAUAUCAGAGAUAGAAGCAAAUGCUGCAGGUAUUGUUGAAAUGCACUAUGACUUCUUCUUGACAAACAUAAAGAAUCUUACCGAAAUAAAGAUGUAUGAUUUAACAGAAUAUGAAGGCUUAACGAUGUCAGAUGUAAAGAAAGGCAAACCAAAAAAGAGACCAUAUAGAGAUGAAAGCACACUGACAAAUGACCAGAAAGCCAUUUUGGAAGCUCUUAAGCAAACAGGAAACCCAGCACUUAUAGAAAGCUUUUGGAAAGAUAAUGGUGAAAAGAAGUUUUAUAAGAAGAGAAGCGGUCAGUUCUGGAAGUAUCUUUGCACAUUACCUAUAAAUCUUGAGCGCUACCAAAUCUUCAAUGAAUUGAACAAAAGAACUGCAACACUUAUGACAGAGGACAAUUGUUUCGUUUAUGCUUGCAUUCAGGCUGGAGUAGAUGGAGAGACUAUUGACCACAUGAGAGAAGUCAUUCGUGUUAGAGACUUUCCUCAAAGUAAAGUACAAGAAAUUUCUGACGCAACAGGUAUAGCAUUUAAUGUUACCAUUGGUUAUUUCAAUGACUCAAGACAUAAUGAAAUAAAGAGAUACAUACCAAAAGAAUGUGAAACUGUUCGAACUAUUGACUUACUUCUUGUUGAAGACCACUACAUGCUAAACGAAAGAUUACCAAUGACAACAUAUUUCGUCAGAAAUUACAAAGAAAUUCUCAAAGCUUGUGGUGGAAUGAACAUUGAGAAACAAAUGAAGAUUUAUACAAAGAGAUAA
Molecule: messenger RNA, 861 nt
Organism: Trichomonas vaginalis G3
Lineage: Eukaryota; Parabasalia; Trichomonadida; Trichomonadidae
Product: organellar and viral DNA polymerase type B
Exons: 1
Source: RefSeq, a predicted model, not a curated record